Benincasa hispida (wax gourd) is the source of this 2046-nucleotide messenger RNA. Its product is annotated as putative nucleoredoxin 1. Lineage: Eukaryota; Viridiplantae; Streptophyta; Magnoliopsida; Cucurbitales; Cucurbitaceae. Gene Ontology annotation, molecular function: thioredoxin-disulfide reductase (NADPH) activity. The record is from RefSeq and is a predicted model, not a curated record.
CAUGGGACUUUCACGCGACUUGGAAGUCUUCGUCUAAGCGUUUUUAUUAUCGAACAAAUUUACUUGCUCGCUAAGCUUGUGCUUUCUAUAAAUUCACUUCAACUUCUUUGAUUUUGAUACACCCAUUCCAUCCCUGCUAAUUUGCUUAAGAACACAACAGCAAUCAAGGAUUUGCAACGUCUAUGGAUUCUGAUGCCGUGCACAAUCUGAGUUCCCUCAUUUCAUCCAAUGAGAGGGACUUUCUCAUCCGCAAUAAUGGCGAUCAGGUGAAGAUCAGUUCCUUAAUCGGAAAGAAUGUCGGACUGUAUUUCUCGGCGUCAUGGUGCCCUCCCUGUCGCCGUUUCACUCCCGUUUUUGCUGGGGUUUAUGAGGAAUUAGCAUCUAAGGGUGAUUUUGAAGUUAUAUUCGUCUCUUCUGAUAGAGAUGAAGAUUCAUUCAAGGAUUACUUCUCUAAAAUGCCCUGGUUGUCUAUUCCAUUUUCCGAUUCAGAGACCAUUAAGCGCUUGAAAGAACUUUUCAAAGUGAGGGGAAUUCCUCAUCUUGUUGUUCUCGACCCCAGUGGGAAGGUUUCAACUAAUCAAGGAGUGAGACUAGUGAGCGAACAUGGGGUUAAUGCUUAUCCCUUUACCUCUGAACAGAUCCAACAUCUGAAGGAUAAAGAGGAGGAAGCGAGAAGGAACCAAACUAUUAGUUCCAUUUUGGUUUCAAAUUCACGCAAUUAUGUGAUCUCAAAUGAUGGAAAUCAGAUUCCUGUCUCUGAGCUUGAAGGGAAAGUGAUUGGGUUGUACUUCUCAGUGUACGGCCAUGAACCGUGUGAUGAGUUUACGCCUAUUUUGGUUGAUACUUACAAGAAACUAAAAGAGAAGGGACAAAACUUUGAGAUUGUGUUGAUAUCUUUAGAUGAUGAAAAUGAAGAUUUCAGUGAAGCACUCAAAACAGUGCCAUGGUUGGCAUUGCCAUUUCAGGAUGAGAAAUGUAAAAUACUCGUUCGAUAUUUUGAGCUUAGUACUAUUCCUACCCUUGUUAUAAUUGGGCAGGAUGGAAAGACUUUGAUCUCAAAUGCCGCGGAACUGGUUGAAGAGCAUGGUGUUGAUGCCUACCCUUUCACUCCAGAGAAACUUGUGGAGCUUGCAGAGAUUGAGAAGUCAAAGCUCGAGUCGCAGACUCUGGAAUCCCUUUUGGUUCAUGGAGAAAACGAUUUUGUUAUUGGAAAAGAUGGUGCAAAGGUCCCAGUAUCUGAACUUGUUGGCAAGAACAUUCUGCUCUAUUUCUCUGCACACUGGUGCCCGCCAUGCCGUGCAUUCUUGCCUAAGCUUACAGAUGCAUACAAUGAAAUUAAGCAAAAAUACAAGGAUUUUGAAGUCAUAUUCAUUUCAAGCGAUCGAGACCAAGCUUCGUUUCAAGAAUUCUUUUCAGGAAUGCCUUGGUUAGCCCUGCCAUUUGGGGAUAAAAGGAAGAACUUCCUUAAUCGCAGGUUCAAAAUCCAAGGUAUUCCUGCACUUGUGGCCAUUAACGAAAGCGGUCGUACAGUCUCGACAGAAGCCUGUACGCUCAUUACAGAACAUGGCGCAGAUGCCUAUCCAUUUACAGAGGAACGCCUCAAGCAGUUGGAGGACCAGCUGGAAGAAGAGGCAAAGGGGUGGCCUGAGAAACUGAAACAUGAACUACAUGACGCUCAUGAACUUGUUCGAACACGUCGAAUUUCGUAUGUUUGUGAUGACUGCAAUGAGAUGGGAUAUGGUUGGUCCUUUUACUGUGAGGAGUGUGACUUUGACUUGCACCCAAAAUGUGCUUUGAAGAACAAUGAGGGAGCGGAGGGAAAAGAAGGGUGGAUUUGCGAGGGAGGCGUGUGCCGUAGAGCGUAAGAACAUUCAGAAUAGCGAGAAAUAUGGAAUCUUAUCAUGGUAUGUGCUUUGCUUGUUGCCUUUUGUGAUGCCCUGUUGAUGUACUGCAGCUAUUAUGCUCUCUCAAACCAUCGUCUGUAUUCAUAGUUUCAAUAAAUGAAGAGGCAUAUCAUUUCGAGAUUGUUGCCCCUAUGUUUUUGGA